Melanotaenia boesemani (Boeseman's rainbowfish) is the source of this 3468-nucleotide messenger RNA. It is a transcript of the gene stc2a, whose product is annotated as stanniocalcin 2a. The transcript has 4 exons. The record is from RefSeq and is a predicted model, not a curated record. Gene Ontology annotation, molecular function: hormone activity. Gene Ontology annotation, biological process: intracellular calcium ion homeostasis. Gene Ontology annotation, cellular component: extracellular region. Lineage: Eukaryota; Metazoa; Chordata; Actinopteri; Atheriniformes; Melanotaeniidae. The coding region runs from base 201 to 1058 and encodes 285 amino acids.
UAUAGGCAGCAUCCCUUCCAGCGUAUGCAUUCAGUCUCACAGCUGCCCCAUAAGACACCAAGCCGCAGCUGCGCUGAUCACUGAUCCAAGGUGAACCCUCGCACAGACACAAACACGCGCGCGCGCUAACACCCACGCACUCACUCACACCGCCGCCGGAUCUUUUGCUGGGAAUAGAGGCGCACACUGUCCGAGACGCAAUGUUGGUCAAGCUGGCCGUUGCGCUGCUGGUUUUGUCAGUGCUGGAGCAAGUAGUGGGAUCGGAUAAUAUUGAUAUUCACGACAGUCCGCCGGAGAAGCCUGCGAGCCAGAAAGGACGCCUCUCUCUGCAGAAUACAGCUGAGAUCCAGCACUGCCUGGUGAGUGCAGGAGAUGUCGGCUGUGGUGUGUUUGAAUGCUUUGAGAAUAACUCCUGCGAGAUACGAGGGCUCCAGGAAAUCUGCAUGACGUUCCUGCACAACGCUGGCAAAUUUGACUCUCAGGGCAAGUCCUUUAUCAAGGAUGCUCUGCGAUGUAUGGCACACGGUAUUCGGCACAAAUUUAGCUGCAUCAGCAGAAAGUGUGUGUCCAUUAAGGAGAUGGUGUUCCAGCUUCAGAGAGAGUGCUACAUCAAACACAACCUGUGCUCUGCUGCUAAAGAGAAUGUGGCUGUGAUGGUGGAGAUGAUCCAUUUCCAAGAUCUUUUUCCUAAAGGUCCAUAUGUGGAGCUGGUGAAUAUUCUCCUGAGCUGCGGAGAGGAAGUGAAGGAGGUGCUGACGAGGAGUGUCCGACUGCAGUGUGAGCAGAACUGGGGGGCUCUGUGUGACAGCCUGAGCCUUUGCUCCUCCCUCGCCCCGUCCCCUGCCAGCUCCGCCAACGAGCACCGCCGCCACCCUUUGCCUUCCCACCUUGAGCCGGAGCACCCUCGCUCUUCGCGGCAAGGUGAAAAGGACAAAGCCGGCAAGGUGGGCUUCAGCACUCACUCACGUAACCGCAGCCCGGGAUCCCGCCGCCACAAUACAGAAGCCGGAGUGGUGGCCGGGCAGGAAGACCCCAAGGCCACCGACAUCCGGAGGUGAAAGCUCAAGAGACCUUUGACCCCCCCCUUGCUCUCUCUCUCUCUCACACCCACACCCUUCAACAUUUAAAGCCACACUUGCAGACUUAUGCACACCUCCACUUGAUCACACACACAGACACACGUCUCCACACAUGCACAAAUUCCCAGACAGAUGGAGCAGAAGGAAGCAAGCCCUGACCUUUCCUGUUCUUCUUCCGUCUCUCCAGUCAUUCCAGCAGUCCCUCAUGGUAAACUUGCAGGGUAAUUGUGGUGUAGCUCGAACUGUUAUGCCAGACUGUAGGCCACAUUUUUUCUUUUUUAAUUCAAUGACAACUGUUAUUAUCAUAUCAUUAUUUCAACUGUUAGGACUGUUUUGGCUCUAAUAUAGCAUUUCUCAUAUCACACUUAUUGUAAGAUUUGAUUAUAUUUGUAUUAUUUAUUUUAUUCUUCAUGCAAUGUUGAAAUAUCAAAAUGUAUAUAGAAAUAUACUUAUCUAUAUUUAUAUGAACAUGUAUAAAUAUAGUUACAAUAUGCAUUACUGAUAUUCUAAAGACAUAGUAUAUGAUUAGCUGUCUGUUGUUCUCUUCUCAGCAUUGCACCAUUACACAUUGGUCUGUAGAUAUGUAACAUACACCAUUUGCUGUUUCAAAGUGGGAAUGUGUAUUAUAAAUAUAGAUACUUGAUGAUUAAAUACAAACUGUACAGGUUUUGUCCAGUUCUGGCACAUAUAAAUCUUAGUGCAUGGUGGCUGAAAAGCCAACAAACUUGUGCUGUCUAAAAGUGAAAGUCCACUCUAAAGAGGACGUACAUGUAAAACUAUGAAUAUGAACAAUUACAUCACACUCAUGUAUAUAGAUGUGUCUCUUGUAAAACUAGAAAUAAGAGCGCCAAGACGGAUCUCCGAUGUCAUCAGUGCUGCUGUAUUUGGCGGCACCGAAUGGGAGCUAAAAGAGCAGAUUCCAUUAUUUUGGAUAUAUUCUUAACGUAGCAUUUUUCUCUUUCGUUGUUAACAAAGCUUCGAAAGCUGAAUCUCUGAGAUACCAGAGAUUGUUGUCAGGUGUUCAGCUUCAAGAGAUGUUGCUGUUCACAAAUUGAAAUCAAACUGUCAAAUGUAAAACGUUCUCUUUGAGUUGGUUUUCCACUCAAUUGUCAACGACCAUUAAUGUGCAGCCAAGAGAAGAGGGUUUAGUUUGAAAUGUAAAAAAAAUGAUAAUAAUUCACAAAACAACAAGGUGCCUAAACUUGUUAAUGUCCACAGUGACCGCUUCUCUGUGAUUUAAGUGAAUGGACGAUUCUUUGUCAGGGGAAGAUUUAAAGUUGAGCUAUUUUUAUGAUGGUGUUGAGCUACAAAAGUCUUAGAUUUUGCACUUUGGAUGAUUCUUAGUUUGUGUUGGACUGCUGCAGCUUGAGAAAGAAGACCAUUUUACCAGAGUAAUCACCCUCUAAUCAGAGGCUAUAUUUCAUUUGAGCAACCUGGUUUUCCUUAUCAAAGACUGCAUCCCCACAUGGCUCCUUAGGACCAGAUUUGAGCCCCUUUCUUCAUCCAAGCCAUGCUGCCCUUGUCUGGGGUCCCAGCAGGCAGGAAAGAGGCUUGACAGACACCUUCCAGAUCGCUGGCCGUCUCUAAAUUAGCCUUUUUUUCUCCCUUUCUGGUCUCUUACCUAGUUCAGACACGAAGGCCUGUUAUUCUGCCCGUUAGAGCCGCAGGCAACACAGCAAGGACCCAGGAACUGGGUUAAGUCCACACACAGGGGCUCUGGCGCUGUUAUUCUAAAUGUUAUAUUUACCGAGGCCACCAGAGAAUUCCUCUGGGCCACAGCCAAGAGCCAGCAACACAGGGAGGCAGAGAGGAGUGGAGCAAGAGGGAGAGCUUAAUGUCUCUUUUUAAAAUGUGAUGAUUCACUCUGUCUUAACUUCUCCUAGGACUCCUCUUCCUCUAUUAGGUCACAGAUAGGAACUUUUGACCAUUUCAGGCUGGUCACAUGCCUUAGCUUUAGAAGUGUGGCAUGUUACAUGCUGAGGAGUGCUUGGUGCAAAAAGCAGAUAAAACUCAGAUUUUGUGGCUCUGUUCAAAUUUUCUCAUAUUUUAGUUUUCUAGAUUUACUUAAGUCAGAUAAAAGUUUUUUUCCCAGGUAUUUAUAGACUGUUGUAAUUAAGGCUUUCAGGCAUUUUGUUUUUCCUUUUUUUUCUUUUUUGUUGUGAAAGUUGGGGUUACUGUUAUAUCCCAACACAAGACAUAAGCUAAUCCUAUUAAGAAUGUACUGUAUGUGUGUAAAAUGACAAUCUGUUCCGCUCUGUCAUUAGGUUUGAUAUGGCUUUUUGUAAUAACCUAGUGGCUCAAAAUUGCUUUUCUGUAUGUGUUCAGAGGAAAUUAAAAAAAAAAAAAAACUAACCGUUUCCUUCAUCGUUAAUGCUCCACUGCCACAUUA